AUGCCUGUUAACACUCACAUGCCUGUUAACACUCACAUGCCUGUUAACACUCACAUGCCUGUUACCACUCACAUGCCUGUUACCACUCACAUGCCUGUUACCACUCACAUGCCUGUUAACACUCACAUGCCUGUUAACACUCACAUGCCUGUUACCACUCACAUGCCUGUUACCACUCACAUGCCUGUUACCACUCACAUGCCUGUUACCACUCACAUGCCUGUUACCACUCACAUGCCUGUUACCACUCACAUGCCUGUUACCACUCACAGGGCUGCGCUGAAGGAGUCACGAAGCCAGGCAGAGAACCGCGAGGGAAACACGAGGUGGGGCAGGGAGCAGCUAGGAGGAGUCCCGGAGGAGGCCUCCCAGAAUAUUCAUUCUCCUAUGUUGCCUCCGCUCCUCUCACCUCUCCUCCAACCACUCUCACCUCCUCCUCCCAAUUCUCCUCCCACCUCUCCUCCCACCUCUCCUCCCACCUCUCCUCUCCCACCUCUCCUCCCACCUAUCCUCUCCCACCUCUCCUCCCACCUCUCCUCUCACCUCUCCUCCCACCUCUCCCACCUCUCCUCUCACCUCUCCUCCCACUUCUCCUCUCACCUCUCCUCCCACUCCUCUCACCUCUCCUCCCACCUCUCUCACCUCUCCUCCCACCUACCCUCCCAUCUCUCCUCCCACCUCUCCUCUCCCACCUCCUCUCCCACAUUCUCGCCUCUGCUCCUGGCACUCGCAUCAACCACUCCACUAUCCUACUCUCCGCCCUGCCCUCAUCCCACUCUGUCCGGCGCCCGGCUCGUCCCGCUCCCACCACCCCCACUCUACGCGGUCACAUCUCAAGAAUGUGCCUCUUCGAAUUCACGCAGUGCCAAAAGGCUGUACCGAGGAAUCUAUUACCGAGGACUACCUCGCUACUCUGCUACCGCGCACCACCUCUUCAGCAUCCGCCGGCGAGCUCUCAGCAGAAGAAGUGAGGUGAGACUGCGCGGAUGA
Molecule: messenger RNA, 990 nt
Organism: Closterium sp. Naga37s-1
Lineage: Eukaryota; Viridiplantae; Streptophyta; Zygnematophyceae; Desmidiales; Closteriaceae
Source: the annotation of a GenBank genome assembly